AAUUCCCAAUCGAUCAGGCAAAAUAUUAUUGACUCCCUGCCAAUCACAAAGCUAGUGAAACAAAUCAAUAGAUAUUUAUAUUUACAUUUUUGUCAUCCUUUCCUAGUAUCACUUUCAGCCUCAUCUUUCAUCAUCUUCAUCAUCAUCUCACUGCAACUCACUUCUUCUCAUCUUCUUCUCUUCUUUUGUUUACCUUUAAUAUUGCGCUUUUUUCUCGCGUUUUUUUGCCUUCCUUUCCAUUUUACUUGUACAACGUUCAUUAUUGUUACUCGUAUUGAUAGUCUUGUUGUUUAGUGGUUAAUCAACAAUUGACGAGUUAAUAGCAAGCUCAAUCUUAACCGUGACAGUGACCUCGAUUAACGUGUCAUACGCUUGUUUAAUUUGUUGAUCAACAUCGCCUAAUCAACCAGCCAAUCAUCAGCUUCUUUUCAUAUCAAAAUGGAAAGUGAGGAUGAACGGUACAGACGAGAGGACAAGGAAAGGAAAAAGGCCGAAGUACGAAGACGUCUGGAGGAACAGGCGAAAGCUGCUAAAGGGAAAAGAGGUUUUCUAACUCCAGAUAGAAAGAAGAAGUUAAGGGUUUUAUUAAGAAAAAAGGCGGCUGAAGAGUUGAAACGUGAACAAGAAAGGAAAGCUCAAGAAAGAAAAAGAGUAAUCCGUGAAAGAACAGGUCAACCAAAGCAUAAUGAUGCUAGAAAUGAAGCUGAGUUGAUGAAAAUCUGUAAAGAGUAUCACAAACGAAUUACAUCUUUGGCUGAUGCCAACUAUGAUGUUGAGCAGGAGGUCAAAAGAAAAGAUAUAACGCUGCAAGAACUGAAUGCCCAAGUGUGUGACUUACGUGGUAAAUUUAUCAAACCCACUCUUAAGAAAGUAUCUAAAUAUGAACAGAAAUUGGAACGGAUGAGAGAAGUGGCCCAGAAAGCAGCAAUGGACUUCCGUGGUACCUUAAAGAAAGUUAAAUCUGGAGUAUUCAAUUUCACCGAUACAGAUACCGAACCAAAGAAGGCAGAAAAAUCUGGCGAAGAAGAAAUAUAAGAUGUUAAAAUUAACCAUUUUGAUGAACUAAUUUUCCUCCUGGACAUCAUAACUGGCCCAGCAUUUUUUGAUCAUGACCUGUCUUUUGAUUUUUUUUCUUUCAUCUUGUUUCACAAAACAACAAGCUUAAAUCAUAGAUCACAAAUUAAUUAUAAAUAAACAAUCAAUUGUUAUUGGUUA
Molecule: messenger RNA, 1215 nt
Organism: Tetranychus urticae (two-spotted spider mite)
Lineage: Eukaryota; Metazoa; Arthropoda; Arachnida; Trombidiformes; Tetranychidae
Product: troponin I
Biological process (GO): muscle contraction
Cellular component (GO): troponin complex
Source: RefSeq, a predicted model, not a curated record